AGAACAGGGAAGUGCAGUUCCACUAGUGGGAUAUUUCCCUUUCCCAGGCAGUCCCCACCCUGUGAUUUUACAGGGAGGGGGAGAGGGAAGCAGGUUAAGAGUCAUCUCCACAGAGAGGGAGACCUGACAAUGUAGGAGCAGCGGGCGCCGCCACCUCAUUCUUCUCCGAGACAAUAGCUGCCGCGCAUCCUACCUGCCCCCAUUCUGUCCUCCCAUGGAGGGGGGAGAAGAAGCAUGUCCGCCCGGGCUGGUGGGUGGAGGUGCCCGACACACCGGCUGCCUGGCCCCCGUGCUGUGCUCCCUCUCCAGUCCACCAUCGCUGCGCUAGGCUGUCAGUGUCUCGUGAAUGGUGCACCAUGACGCUUCAGCAGCACUGACAGGCGCCCCCUCCCCGUCUCCAUGAUGAUGGCAGCGCCAAAGGAUGCCUGUGACCUGAAGACUGCCAGGCUAUGGAGGGACGCGGCUCUGCGCUCCAGGAAACUGCGGAGCAGCCUGCGCCAGCUCACCCUCAGCUGCGGCGAGCAGAACAAGCUCAUCCUCCCCGAGGACCUCGGCGACGUGGAGGUGCUCAAUCUGGGCAACAACUCCCUGGAGGACGUGCCCGAUGGCCUGCGGAGCCUGUCUGCCGGCAACCUGCACGUCCUCAUCCUGCGCAGGAACAAGCUCCUCAGCGUGCCCUCCGCCGUGUACGAGCUGGGCAGGCUGACCGAGCUGGACAUGAGCCACAACCGGCUGAGCUGCCUGACAGAAGCGGUGGGCUUGCUGAGCCAGCUGAAGAAGCUCUGCCUGAGCCACAACAAGCUGCAGACCCUGCCCAGGCAGAUCGGCUCCCUGGUCCACCUGGAGGAGCUGGACGUGAGCUUCAACCGGAUCAGCCAGCUGCCCGACGCCCUGCAGGGUCUAGCCCGCCUCAGAGCCCUGGACCUGGACCACAACGAGCUGUGCAGCUUCCCUCAGCAGAUCCUGCAGCUGCCUGCCCUGGAGGAGCUGGACUUCUCUGGGAACAAGAUGCUCUGCAGUAGCGGCUCCCUUCCUGAUGGCAUACGGGCCAUGAAGCCUCUGAAGAUACUGUGGCUGAGCAGCACUGGCCUCUGCACCUUGCCGGACUCUUUUUGUGAGCUGACCAGUCUGGAAAGCCUGAUGCUAGACAACAAUAACCUCUCCUCCUUACCUGAGGGCUUUGGGGCUCUGCAGAAGCUGAGGAUGAUCAACCUGUCCUCCAACUCCUUCCAGGAUUUCCCCAAGAUCCUCCUGUGCCUCCAGGAACUGGAGGAGCUCUACUUGAGUCGGAAUAAAAUGACUGUGCUACCAGAGGGCAUCUCCAGCUUGUUCAGGCUGGUCACUUUGUGGCUGGAUAACAACAGGAUAAGGUACCUGCCGGACUCCAUUGUGGAGCUGGGCUUGCUGGAGGAGCUGGUGUUGCAAGGUAACCAAAUAGCAAUUCUCCCAGAUAACUUUGGGAAGCUGUCAAAAGUCAAUAUCUGGAAGAUCAAAGACAACCCUUUAAUCCAGCCUCCUUAUGAGGUGUGUAUGAAAGGGAUCCCUUACAUUGCUGCUUAUCAGAAGGAACUUGCCCAUUCACAGCCUGCAGUAAAGCCUAGGUUAAAACUGGUCCUCACAGGCCUGAAGGAAGCAGGCAAAACUGUACUGAGACAUUGUCUGACUGAUGGUCAGCAGGCCAGCUGCAUACUGGGAAAUACAGGGAUUGAGGUCACCAACUGGACAGCUGAUGCGGAGCGGGGAAUUACUUUCAUAGUGUAUGAUUUAGCUGGGGACCAGAGCUAUGACAUAAUCAACCCCUUCUUCCUCUCCCCCGGUGCUUUAUAUAUCCUAGCAGUUAAUCUAAAGUCCUAUGUUUCUAAGCAGUUUUAUAUGUCUGUAGGCCAUUUUCUACAUUUUAUCAGUGCCAAGGUACCACAUGCAGUUGUAUGCAUCGUAGGGACUCAUGCAGAUUUAUGUGAGGAGACGGACAUUGAGGAGAAAUGCCUUGAUAUACACCACCAGAUAGCUCUGCAGGAGAAGAAGGAUUCAGAGACCUUACAGAGUCUGGCACAGACUGUUGAUGAAGCCCUCAGCCAAGACUAUGACAUGCGUGCCUCAAACCCUCAUGCAGCUUUUUAUGGUGUCAGUGAUAAGAACCUGAGGAGGAAGAAAGCCCAUUACCAAUAUUUAAUGAAUAACCGUCUUCAGAUCCUCUCCCCGGUCCUCUGUGUUAGCUGCCACAAUUAUUCUAACAUUAGGCGCUUGAGGGAAAAGCUCCUUUCUGUGGCGGAGCACAGAGAGAUUUUCCCAAAUUUGCAUAGAGUUCUUCCCAAAUCCUGGCAAAUGCUGGAGGAAUUGCACUUUAAGCCUCAGGAGCUGUGGCUGACCUGGUGGGACUCGGCACGCCUAGGCCUACAGGCUGGCCUAACUGAGGACAGGCUACAGAGUGCCCUGUCUUAUUUACACGAGAGCGGCAAGCUGCUCUACUUUGAAGACAAUGCGACUCUUAAAGAGUACGUUUUUCAUAAUCUGACUAAACUGAUUGACAUUUUGAAUGUCUUUUUCCAGAGGGAUGCCUCUGUCCUACUGCAGAAACUUAUGAGUGACACUAAUGUGGAUGACCUGAGGGCUACCCAAUUCCAUCAUUAUGUGGAAGGGUUUCUACUUCAUGGACUUUUGCCCACUCAUGUCAUUAAGUUACUACUCAAACCACAUAUCAAAACCCAACAAGACUUGCAACUCAUACUAGAACUUCUGGAGAAGAUGGGCCUCUGUUACUGUAUGAAUAAACCUAAGUCCAAGCCGUUGAAUGGGGCCACAGCUUGGUAUAAGUUCCCAUGCUACGUAAAGAAUGAGGUGCCUCAUGCAGAGGCUUGGAUCAAUGGUACCAACUUAUCAGGACAAUCUCUGGCGGUGGAACAGCUUCAGAUAGAAUACAGCUUUCCGUUCCUGUUCCCACCUGGCUUGUUUGCCCGCUUUAGCGUCCAGAUUAAUAGUCAUAUAGUGCACCGUUCAGAUGGUAAAUUUCAGAUCUUUGCCUACAGGGGAAAAGUGCCAGUUGUGGUGAGCUUUCGACCUUCAAAAGGAGCCUUACGGUCAGACAUUUUGUCUAUUGCCAGCCAUGCCUCACUGCCUAAUAUCUGGACGGCAUGGCAGGCCAUAACACCCUUGGUGGAAGAGCUGAAUGCACUAUUACUGGAAUGGCCAGGCCUAUACUACACAGUACAUGUUCUGUGCUCCAAGUGCCUUAAAAGGGGAUCACCAAAUCCACACACCUUCCCAGGAGAGUUACUGACUCAGCCAAGACCAGAAGGGAUAAAAGAAAUAGUGUGUCCUAAAAAUGGCAGUGAGCGAGUGAACGUCGCCCUGGUUUAUCCCCCUACUCCCACAGUGAUCAGCCCCUGCUCCAAGUAACCACCCGGCAUCCGCUUCUCUGCUGCCGUAUUUAGGAACUGUCAAAGCAAAGUUGGAAAGGAAGAAAAUUUUACAAAUGAGACAAUCAGAGCCCCCGAGAUAUUUCUCAAAGAACCUGGAUAUUUGAACAUUUUGGAAUGCAGCAAAGGCACACCUCUUAUUCACUGACGGGCACCAAUACUACUUCAAAGCUUUAAGGAAACAUAAAGAAUAUAUUAAUUUAUUGCUGCUUACAGUUUAUGGGCAGAAAUGGAUGUUCUGCAACCCUGGACACGACGUGGACUUUUAUGGACAAUAAAGAUUGUUGUUGGUAUUGGGUUAUGUUCUUACUUUACUGUAUAGAUAUCUUUCAGCAGUUAUAUAUCACAUGAGAGGUUGUGGGAAUUAAACAGAUGGCUAUGUUAAUGGCUUCUCAGGGAUUUGCUUGCCAUGCACUUAUAAGCCAUGACAUGUCACAUUGUCGCAUUGUGAAUAUAUGCUCUUCAAAUGUCAAAGUCCGCUAAAGAUCAUUGGGAUUUGACUUGAACAAAAUAUCAUUUUCUUUUUAUAUAUACUGUACAAAAGAAAAAGCACAUUAAAUUUAUACAUCUUUCAAAAUCUGA
Messenger RNA from Bufo gargarizans (Asiatic toad), 3998 nucleotides. It is a transcript of the gene MFHAS1, whose product is annotated as multifunctional ROCO family signaling regulator 1. The record is from RefSeq and is a predicted model, not a curated record. Gene Ontology annotation, molecular function: protein binding. The coding region runs from base 400 to 3396 and encodes 998 amino acids. The transcript has 3 exons. NCBI's taxonomy places the organism in Eukaryota, Metazoa, Chordata, Amphibia, Anura, Bufonidae.